Anopheles nili is the source of this 803-nucleotide messenger RNA. RefSeq names its product small nuclear ribonucleoprotein-associated protein B (gene SmB). The record is from RefSeq and is a predicted model, not a curated record. Gene Ontology annotation, biological process: mRNA splicing, via spliceosome. Gene Ontology annotation, cellular component: catalytic step 2 spliceosome; U5 snRNP; U1 snRNP. The transcript has 2 exons. Lineage: Eukaryota; Metazoa; Arthropoda; Insecta; Diptera; Culicidae. The coding region runs from base 1 to 633 and encodes 210 amino acids. Gene Ontology annotation, molecular function: RNA binding.
AUGGUAGGUUUACCGUUCGGUGCGAAUACGAUCGGUAAAAAUAACAAAAUGAUCCAGCUCCUGAACUACAGGGUGCGGAUCGUUUUGCAGGAUUCCCGUACCUUCAUCGGUACAUUCAAAGCCUUCGACAAACAUAUGAAUCUCAUCCUGGGAGACUGCGAGGAGUUUAGAAAGAUCAAGCCGAAAAACACAAAACUGCCCGAACGAGAGGAGAAGCGCGUGCUUGGCUUCGUACUGCUUCGUGGUGGUAACAUUGUGUCGCUCACAAUCGAAGGUCCACCCCCACCAGAGGAGGGUCUUCCACGGGUGCCAAUUCCUGGUGGUCCAGGAGGACCCGGAAUGGGACGCGUCACAGGCCGCGGCAUGCCGGCCAAUAUUGCCGGUGUACCGGCGGGACUGCAAGGACCGGUACGGGGUGUCGGUGGUCCGUCACAGCAACACAUGGCACCGGUGGGUAGAGGACAGCAGGUGUCCGCCCCGCCACAGAUGCGCCCGAUGAUUCCUGGUGGCCCUCCUCCUACCAUGAUGCCCGGAGUUAACCCGAUGGCAGGAAUGGCUCGUGGGGCCCCACCGCCAAUGCGAGGACCACCCCCGGGCAUGAUGCGCGGCGGACCACCGCCCAGACCAUACUAAUUAACUAUCACUGUCUGAUGAUAUAUUUUGAGUGUAUUUUUUUUGUAUCUCCCCAAAUUCCGGUUGGGGUGCUCUUCAAAUCUUAUCCCGAUAUCUCUUUCCUUUCAUUAUACAUGUACGUAUAACAUUUGAAGUAGUGAAUAAAGGAAACGAACUUCUUAAGAACUUCA